GGGCCCACUGCUGCCCAUCCAGGUUCUCCUGCUGGGACCCACCUGCAGACCUCCGUGGGGACAGUGCCCCGGGACCUCGCGGCCUGGGGGCCACGGAGGUCCGCACGGGACGCAGCUCUCCCUGAGGGAGAGCCCAGCUCUAGGGUUCCUGGGAGAAGGCCGACAGCCUUCAGUCUCCUGUCCCCGGCCGCCGCCCACCCCAGUCCCAGCCCAGAAGAGGCUCUGCUGUGGCCUCACCCUCCUCUGAGAGGCUCGGGGAAGCCACCUUGCCCUUCUCCGUGUCUCCGGUUCCCGGGUGGGCACCGUGCUGGGAGCCCAUCAGCCCCAGGGCACCAGGGCCCACAGUGCCGGCAGCUGGGCAGGUGCCAGAGCCGAGGCACACCGGCCUCUGCGUCCAGAGCCAGCCUCCCCACCCCGCCAGCAGCUCAGGCCUCUCCCAGUUCUGCCCCCACGACCACCAGACCCGUCACGAGGAUGCCAUUCAUGUGAGCAAGAGGGACACGUCUGCCCCCCGCCCCCUCCCCCAGAGCACCCAGGGUGUGCAGGCCUCCUGGGCACAGGGCCCACAGCCCUGGUGUGACACUACCCUUGUGCAGGGCCUAGCCCCGUGCCUGGGCAUGCACCUCUGAGGACCCUCCUGUUGCAGCCCGGCUGUGUGCCUGGGACAGUGGACCUCCAGGGUGCCAACUUGGGUGCUCACCUGGGGGGGCCUGGGCACACAGGCUAGUUGACCCCUGCUGGCUGUGCUGUCCCUCCCAGGGCCUCAGCAGCCUCUGCCAUAAGCCAGGCUUUUCCCCAGAAGGUGUGAGGACCCUGAAGGCUCACACCAGUGAAGGAACAGUCGCCACAGGGCUGGCAAACAGCUGGUGCUCAAUGUUGGCGCUCAGCUUUCUCAGUUGACUUUCCCAUUCGCCAGUGAUGAGGAUUCUGCAGAGGUGGGGCAGGGCCGGCCCAGUUUCAGUUGCUAUCAUGGAAUGCCUGAGACCAGGCCAGGUGUAAAGGAAAGAGGUUCAUUGGGCUCUGGCCAGGACGUCCAAGGGCCCUCACCAGGGCCUUGGGCUGUGUGGAAGGCCCAGGGGGCACGUGCCCCACCUCUCCAGAGCAGAACCAGGUUCCAGCACAGGAGCUGCCGGGGGACACAGGACCACACAGGCUUGCCCCAGGACCCCAGCUGGCAGCGGCCAGAGGCUGCAGCCCGCCUCCCGUGCUCACCCAGCCCUGCCCCAGCUGAGUCCCACGUGGAGCUGUCCCAAGGUCAGGCUGGGCUCCUGCAUGGCCCCUGAAGCCCUCCCCGCUCUGUGGCCACCAGCACCUGAGUAGUUUAGUGGGGAAAUGGAAGGGCAGGAGGCUGGGAGGGCUGCCUAGCCAGCUGGAGGGCCCCGUCCCUUGCCGCCAGCCCCUAAUCCGCCCUCUAAGCUGACAGUGUCCCCGCAGGCCCCUGGCCUUCCGGGCCACCCAGAGCAAUGAGUCCACUGGGCCUGAGGACAGGCUGCCUGGGGCGCGGAGGUGCAGGGCAGCGACCCUUGUGCCCACUGCAGCUUUCCGAUGGGGCAGCCCUGGCUCAGGCCCGGCCUCCCGCCCCUCGCCUCUGCAGCUGGACCCGUCGCCGCCGACUCCCGGUGUCCCUGUGGGCCCUUCCCCGCUCCCGCGCCCCCCUCCCUUGGAAGCCUGCGUGCCUCCCCUGGCACCUGCCCCUCACGGUGCUGGAUCGGCCUCCCACCUCCCCCGUGUCCUGCUCCUCGUCCCUCCCAGGCCCCGCCAGGCCUCCAGGCUCUCCCUGCUGGGGCCGCACCGGCCUCCUGGUCUGCUGCCGUGCUCGCGUGGACGCCCCUUUGCUGUGGCCUCCUGUGGUGCCCAGCACUCUCCCUCGCCCGGCUCGCCUUCCUUCCCACGGGGCCUCCCUGGGGAGUUCUCUCCAGCCGCCACACUGACGGUCUGUUUCCACCACAACGCCACUUGUAUGACAUUCCUGUGUGUUCCUGGGACACAGUACGUGCUCAGGAAAUGCUUCUCGCAGGAGUCAAUGAGCAUGAGGAAUGGCGAACUUCUAUUCAUACCUCAAGACCUGGCCAAAAUGCCCCUUAGUGCUGCCUGUCCAGAGGAGCCCACCACACCCCGCCCCCAGCUCGAUUCCGCUCAGCUGACACCGGGACUCUGAAAGCCACCCUUGCUGGCCCCACCUGAUAAAAAUGGUGACAGCGGACACUCCCUGAGCAAAGCUGUCUGCUCUCUCCACCGAGACUCCAUGGUGUGGGCCUUGGGUCCCCAUUUUGCAGCCAGGGAAACUGAGCCUGGAUGGGGAGCCAGGCCUGCAGGCUCAGGGCAACUGCGCCUGCAGGUGGGGCCGCCUCAGUUAAUCGGCUCCAACUAAUCCUCCCCUCCCCUGGGCUCAGCAGACGCCUGGGCCCGCUGGGCCGGUGGAGGGCGGCCAGGCCGUCAGGCGGCACAGGUGGAGGCCUGAGGCCAGUCUCCUCGAGGGUCCUCACACACAGAGACAGGGACAGAACUGGCACCAGGGAGAGGGCGCCAGGGAGGAGGCGCAGGAGCCAGACGCACCGCGAGGAGUGGGAGAGAAGCUGCGGAGAGAGGCCGGCCGGAGAAGACCCCGGCGGGCAGAGGCUCCCCUGCCUCUCCCUGGGGCAGGCCCUCCCACUGUCCUCCCCGCCAGGCGAGAAGCAUGUUCCUGAGCCCGGGAGAGGGGCCGGGGACUGAGGGUGGGGGCCUGGGGCCAGGCGAGGAGGCCCCCAAGAAGCACCGGAGGAACCGCACGACCUUCACCACGUACCAGCUGCACCAGCUGGAGCGGGCCUUCGAGGCCUCGCACUACCCGGACGUGUACAGCCGCGAGGAGCUGGCGGCCAAGGUGCACCUGCCCGAGGUGCGCGUGCAGGUGUGGUUCCAGAACCGCAGGGCCAAGUGGCGCCGCCAGGAGCGCGUGGAGUCGGGCUCAGGAGCUGUGGCAGCCCCAAGGCUCCCUGAGGCCCCCGCACUGCCCCUCGCCCGCCCCCCUGCCCUGCCACUGCCCCUGGAGCCCUGGCUGGGCCCCGGGCCCCCGGCCGUGCCAGGCCUCCCCCGCAUGCUGAGCUCAGCCCCGGGGCUGCAGGCCGCCCUGGGGCCCCACGCCUUCGCUCCCACCUUCGCUGAUGGCCUCACGCUGGAGGAGGCGUCCCUGCGGCUGCUGGCCAAGGAGCACGCGCAGGCUCUGGACAGAGCCUGGCCACCUGCCUGAGACAUGCCCGGUGACAGCAGCCAGUCAAGCCAGGCUGUCACCAGGGAGUAAGACCCACAUGGACUGUGGGAACCCCUGCCCCGUCCUCCCUGUCCCCUCCCCACCUUGCAGCGAGGGCGGUACCCUCCUGCCCAGCCAGGGGCCCUGACCUGCCCCGUGGGCGUCCUGGGCCCUCUGUCCAUGCGUCAGUGGGGCGGGGCUGAGCGCCAGGUUCCUGGGCCAGGGAUCCUGGAGUGUUCGAGUCUGCACCCCUCAGCUGCCCAGCCCCCCAGAAAUGACAAGUGACAGCACCAGCCUCUCCUGCGUGGCCCUGUCCCCUUUCGCCACAUGCCCACCAAUUGCUCUUCCCGCCACCAGUCCUGGGAGGCGGGCUCCACGGUCAGUCCCUCAACCGAGGAGGCCUGUAGACGGAGGCCCGCUGCCUGAGGUGCACGGCCAGCAGGGGUGGAGCUGGCGCUGGGGGGCAGCGGCCAUGUCAGGGACACGCACGGCAAGGAUGGCCGGUGCCCAGCUCCAUGCAGGGGUAGUGGACAUGCUGUGGCCCACACCACCCCCCAGAGCAGGUGGGGCUGCAGCACAGGGCAGCCAGGGAGCAGAGGCCCCAGGGUCGCAGCAGGGCUGGCUGCUGGUGCCCUGACCUGGCACACCCACCCCAACCCAGCCCCCCACUGGAGCCCGUGCCUCGUCCCGGACCCCCAGGCCAGCCCAUGCAACCUGCUGGCCCUGCCCACCCACUCUCCGCCCCAGCGCUUCACCGUGUCCCAGCAGUGAAGCAGACAUGGAAUAUUUUACAAAAUAACAAUAAAAACAAAA
Messenger RNA from Sciurus carolinensis (gray squirrel), 4042 nucleotides. RefSeq names its product retina and anterior neural fold homeobox 2 (gene Rax2). Bases 2678 to 3229 code for a protein of 183 amino acids. Gene Ontology annotation, molecular function: DNA-binding transcription factor activity, RNA polymerase II-specific; RNA polymerase II cis-regulatory region sequence-specific DNA binding. The transcript is spliced from 2 exons. Gene Ontology annotation, biological process: positive regulation of transcription by RNA polymerase II. NCBI's taxonomy places the organism in Eukaryota, Metazoa, Chordata, Mammalia, Rodentia, Sciuridae. The record is from RefSeq and is a predicted model, not a curated record.